This is a messenger RNA of Leptonychotes weddellii (Weddell seal), 7379 nucleotides long. The record is from RefSeq and is a predicted model, not a curated record. Lineage: Eukaryota; Metazoa; Chordata; Mammalia; Carnivora; Phocidae.
CAGCUGCGGGAGCAGUGGCCGCGUCGGGAGCAGUGGCCGCGUCGGGAGCCGGAGGAGAGGCAGCUGCGGACCGUCGAGCUGGCCGCGCCCCGAGGCCUGGCCCUGGGGUGGGGAACCGCGCCGCGGAGUUGGAAACUUUCCCGGCAGUUCUCUUUCUAGUUUUCUGUGGUCGACUUGUCCAGAGGAGCUUUCUGGGUGCUGUGCCCCACCCCACCCCCCGAGUGAGACCGCCUCUCUCUUUUGCCAGCACGUGGACUCUGGGGUGAGGCAAGAAGCAAAGCGUGUGGAAAAUGUUAAAAGCUGUGCUGAAGAAGAGCCGUGAGGGAGGAAAGGGAAGCAGGAAAGAAACAGGAGGUGACUUUGGUCCAGAGACUUCCCCCCAAGUCCUGCCGCCCGGUCAUGGUGGAGACUUUUCUGUGAGCAGCCUUCCUAUAACAGAGGACACCUACAGGGUGAGCUUGGCCAAAGGUGUCUCCAUGUCUCUGCCUUCAUCACCUCUGCUGCCUCGACAGUCUCACUCGGUGCAAUCAAGAUCAAAUAAAAAAUCCCCAGGUCCCGUCAGGAAGCCCAAGUAUGUGGAAAGCCCCAGAGUGCCUGGAGAUGCAGUUAUAAUCCCGUUCCGAGAAGUGUCCAAGGCAGCAGAGCCCAAUGAGAAUGAAGCAAAGGCCGAUAAUGAACCGAGCUGUUCGCCGGCAGCUCAAGAACUGUUGACAAGGCUGGGAUUUUUACUGGGAGAAGGGAUCCCAAGUGCCACACACAUAACCAUUGAAGGAAACAAUGAGACCAUGUGCACAGCUCUGAGCCAAGGCAUCAGUCCUUGCUCCACACUAACAAGCAGCACCGCAUCUCCUAGCACCGAUAGCCCCUGCUCAACCUUGAAUAGCUGUGUCAGCAAGACGGCAGCCAACAAAAGUCCCUGUGAGACCAUUAGCAGCCCUAGUUCCACCCUGGAAAGCAAGGACAGUGGAAUUAUAGGUAAGAAGCACACGGCUCGGAGUUGUGCAGCCAUCGUCACAAUCCGAUUUCAGAACCGUUCACCCCCAAAAGAACCCCUAUCUUUUUUUUCCCCCGAAGCACGAUUUGCUCCCUACAAGCCCCAGGACAUUUUGUUGAAACCCCUGUUGUUUGAAGUACCAAGCAUAACGACAGACUCUGUGUUUGUGGGAAGGGAUUGGCUCUUUCACCAGAUAGAAGAAAACUUGAGGAACACAGAACUGACAGAAAAUAGAGGCGCUGUGGUUGUUGGAAACGUGGGCUUUGGGAAGACAGCAAUCAUUUCUAAGUUGGUGGCACUUAGCUGCCACGGAAGCCGCAUGAGGCAGAUUGCUUCUAGCAGCCCCGGUUCACCACCUAAAACUUCAGAUUCCUCCCAGGAUCUUCCUUUCACCCCAUUGCUUUCACCGAGUUCUUCUGCAGGUGUUACCAACACAGCUAAAACACCCCCUGGGUCUGUAUCUGAUACUCCUGAAAACCAGAGACCAAGAGAGGAUGCAGUGAAAUACCUUGCUUCUAAGGUCGUGGCCUACCACUACUGCCAAGCCGAUAACACGUACACGUGCCUGGUGCCUGAGUUCGUGCACAGCAUCGCAGCUCUGCUCUGCCGGUCCCAUCAGCUGGCUGCCUACAGGGACCUACUGAUAAAGGAGCCCCAGCUACAGAGCAUGCUGAGCCUCAGGUCCUGCGUGCAGGACCCGGUGGCCGCCUUCAGGAGGGGAGUGCUGGAACCGCUCACAAGCCUGAGAAAUGAGCAGAAAAUUCCUGAAGAAGAAUAUAUUAUUUUGAUAGAUGGCUUAAAUGAAGCUGAGUUUCAUAAGCCUGACUAUGGAGAUACGCUUUCUUCAUUUAUUACCAAAAUUAUUUCUAAAUUUCCUGCCUGGCUGAAGUUGAUUGUGACUGUAAGAGCGAAUUUUCAGGAAAUCGUCAGCACGCUGCCCUUCGUCAAGCUUUCCUUAGAUGACUUCCCGGACAACAAAGACAUUCACGGUGACCUGCACGCCUACGUCCAGCACAGGGUCCACAGCAGCGAGGACAUCCUCAGCAACAUCUCCCUGAACGGCAAGGCCGACGCCGCCCUGAUCGGGAAAGUGAGCAGCCACCUGGUGCUGCGGAGCCUCGGCUCCUACCUGUACCUCAAACUCACCCUGGACCUCUUCCAGAAGGGACACCUGGUCAUCAAAAGUGCCAGCUACAAGGUGGUGCCCGUGUCUCUGUCCGAGCUCUAUCUGCUGCAGUGCAACAUGAAGUUCAUGACCCAGUCCGCAUUCGAGAGAGCGCUCCCGAUUUUGAACGUGGCCCUUGCGUCCCUCCACCCCAUGACCGACGAGCAGAUCUUCCAGGCUAUUAAUGCGGGCCACAUACAAGGGGAGCAGGGAUGGGAGGACUUCCAGCAGAGGAUGGAGGUGCUCUCCUGCUUCCUUAUUAAGAGGCGAGACAAAACCCGCAUGUUCUGCCACCCAUCUUUCAGGGAGUGGCUUGUUUGGAGAGCAGAUGGUGAGAACACAGCCUUCCUGUGUGAGCCCAGGAAUGGGCACGCUCUCCUGGCCUUCAUGUUCUCUCGACAAGAGGGUAAGCUGAACCGCCAGCAGACCAUGGAGCUUGGCCAUCACAUACUGAAGGCACACAUUUUCAAGGGCCUCAGUAAGAAGACGGGAAUCUCUUCGAGCCACCUCCAGGCCCUGUGGAUCGGGUACAGCACCGAGGGGCUGUCUGCUGCCCUGGCCUCUCUCAGGAACCUCUACACUCCCAACGUGAAGGUGAGCGACACUCUGCAUGGAGAGCCAGAGCCCCCAGCCCCUGCCACCAUUCCUUCAGCCGUUCCGCCUUUCCCUGCCCUGGACAGUGGCCAGAGGAGCUCAGCUUACAACCAUCUUGUCCAGUGCAAAUGGCUCCUGAACCUACAGUGUGGACUGGGCUUGGUAGGGAUGGCUCACGUCUGCUCGCCUGCUUUACCUGGUGUGGCUAGACUCUGGGGAUCCGUUACCAGGACAGCGCACGCACAUGCUUGCUGGAUUGUUGCUGGCCGUCUCCUGGGACUGUCCACCACCCACAGGCCUGGAUUCCUCUCCCUGUGGGUGUCACCGCAGGGCUGCUCAGGCUUCCUCCCACCAUGUCGGCUGGGUUCCAAGAAGGAGUGUUCCGAGGAGAAGCAGGCGUUGCCCAUCUCAGGACCUGGCCCAGACACUGGCAUGUCAUCAUUUCUUCUGCGUUCUGUUGGUCAAAGCUAUCACAGAGCCCAGCCGGGUUCAGGGGGGCAGGGGAGGACGCAUAGGCGCCUUCCUGUCGGUGGGAGGGUGAUGCGAGGCCUCGUGGCCGCUUUACCCCCGCACACUAAUAGACUCCCCCUCCCCUGUGACCCUCCUCUAGCCCUGACUGCCGCUGCAGGGAGAGGCAAGCUGGAGGUCUGCGAGCUGCUGCUGGAGCACGGAGCUGCGGUGUCUCGGACUAACAGGAGAGGGGUCCCACCUUUGUUCUGUGCAGCACGCCAGGGGCAUUGGCAGAUCGUUAGAUUGCUUUUGGACCGCGGCUGUGAUGUGAGCCUAAGUGACAAGCAGGGCCGGACGCCCCUCAUGGUGGCCGCUUGUGAAGGACACUUGAGCACCGUGGAAUUUCUCCUUUCCAAAGGUGCUGCCCUUUCUUCUCUGGACAAAGAGGGUCUGUCGGCGUUAAGCUGGGCUUGUCUGAAAGGUCACAGAGCAGUGGUCCAGUUUCUGGUUGAGGAAGGAGCCGAGAUAGACCAGACGGACAAGAACGGCCGCACUCCCUUGGACCUGGCCGCCUUCUACGGCGACGCAGAGACCGUGCUGUAUCUGGUUGACAAGGGAGCCGUGAUCGAGCACGUGGACCACAGUGGCAUGCGCCCCUUGGACAGAGCCAUUGGUUGUCGAAACACAUCCGUAGUGGUUACACUGCUGAGAAAAGGAGCCAAAUUAGGAAAUGCUGCCUGGGCGAUGGCUACUUCCAAACCUGAUAUCUUGAUUAUACUUUUACAGAAAUUGAUGGAGGAAGGAAACAUGAUGUACAAAAAAGGGAAGAUGAAAGAGGCAGCCCAGAGGUACCAGUACGCCUUAAGGAAGUUUCCCCGAGAAGGAUUUGGAGAGGACAUGAGGCCAUUCAAUGAACUAAGAGUUUCCCUCUAUCUCAAUUUGUCUCGCUGCCGAAGAAAAACAAAUGACUUUGGCAUGGCAGAAGAAUUUGCUUCCAAGGCUCUCGAAUUGAAACCAAAGUCCUAUGAAGCCUUUUAUGCCAGGGCAAGAGCGAAGAGAAAUAGCAGGCAGUUUGCGGCGGCCCGGGCUGACCUGCGGGAAGCUGUGAAGCUCUGUCCCACCAAUCAGGAAAUCAGGAGGCUCCUGGCCCGUGUGGAGGAGGAGUGCAAGCAACUGCAGAGGAGCCAGCAGCAAAAACAGCAGUGCCCGCUGCCAGCCGCGCCCAACGACUCGGAAAACGAGGAGGACGCCCCGACCGCUGGCUUGAACGACCACUUCCAUCUUGAGGAGGCCGAAGACGAAGACACGUCGUCGCAGGAGGAGUCCAUUUCCCCGACGCCCAGGCCUCAGCCCUCCGCAUGUGUCCCCUCUCCGUACAUCCGAAACCUUCAGGAAGGCUUACAGUCCACGGCCGGGCCGGUGUCCCCGCAGAACAGGCCGGGGGUCGGUAAGGCCCUGAGGGAGGCCGUGGUUCCGCCGGGGCUGGUGCUGCAGCCCACGCGGCAGGCGCAGAUCGUGAAGACCAGCCAACAUCUGGGGCCCGCGCAGCCAGGCGCGCGAGGCGGCGGCCCGAAAAUGCAGGCCUCUGCCCAGACUCCUCCCCCGAGGCCUCCGCCCGGCGGGACGGCGGCCGCUCCCGCGGGGGGCAGAACCCCGCGUUUGGAGGGAACAGGUACUUCGACUGUGGGGGCCGGUUCUGGCCAUUUCGGAGAGCGGCUGGGCCCCAGCCACAGCGUCCAGCUGCAGCACAGCGACGGUGGCGCUGCCUGUCCCUUACCAAGCAAGAUAAAAACCGCAGAGAGGCUUCUGUCUCAUGCCCCCAUCGCUGCGGACGUCGCUCCUUUAAACCAGGGUGGGCCAGCGAGCUGCAGCGACGUGCGACAUCCAGCUUCCCUUGCCAGCUCGGGCUCUUCUGGUUCUCCGUCUGGCAGCAUCAAGAUGUCAAGCUCAACCAGUAGUUUGACUUCGAGCAGCAGUUUUUCCGAUGGCUUCAAGGUCCAGGGACCGGACGUUCGCAUCAAAGACAAGGUUGUUAACCCGGUUCCAGGCGGGACAGCUGAGCACAGGCCGCGCAGUACUCCGUUCAUGGGCAUCAUGGAUAAGACUGCCAGGUUCCAGCAGCAGAACAACCCUCCAAGCCGUACCUGGCACUGUCAGAUGCCGGAGGGGCUCCUGACAAACGCGUCUUCUGCAGCUGGCCUGCAGCCCUUGAACUCGGAGAAGCCCCCUCUCAAACAAGCAGGAGGGCAUACCAGCCAGGCCAAAACCUGCUCUGUUCCUACCCUGGCGGGAAGUGUCCACAGUGCGGCACAGGCGAAGGAGCGCGAAGAGAAGAAAUGCCAGAUUCCAGUCCACUGUCAGGAUAACAGGAUCGCUAAGACUGUUUCUCAUCUGUAUCAGGAAAGUAUCUCUAAACAGGGGCCUCACGCCAGCAGCGAAGCCCACAGGAGUCACCUUCCUUCAGCAAAACCGAAGCGGUCGUUCAUAGAGUCAAAUGUGUGAGCCUUAAGAGAGAACCGUAUGUGGGAUUGGGCAGUGUGCUGGCUUCUGGUGGUAAUUAAAAGGUUUUUCAUGAGACAAAUUACCUGUUAGCCAUGUAUUUUUUUCUUUUUUCCUUGGGGGUGAUUGAGAUGCCCUUGAUAUAUUUAAAAUGUGGGAUAAAAUUUCUUUGAUAAAUAGCUAGGAGUCACCAUAAAUAAAAAUGCUAACCAGAAUUAAAAACUAUAAUUAGUUAAUGCCUGUUCAGUUAAACAUUUAAGACCGCCCAGAAGACAUUAACUUAUGCUCUUCUCUUAUGAAAUUGUUUGGUUUUUAUCACUUUUCCCCUAGCCUUUGCUAUGUGAUAAAAUCAUAAUAUUUCUUAGAGAAUGUAAAUGUUUAGUGAUAGAUCUAACUCAUGGCAUAAUAUCCAGAUGGUGUAUUCUGGGAAAGGUGGAAUUUUCAGGUUUCAGUUCCAUUGAGUCAAAUCCCAAUUUUUAUAUAUAAAUAUAUAAAAGUUUCUAGCUGAACAUAAGUGUGACUAUAAAUGUUAUACAGCUGAUUUUUUUUUUUUUCUUUAAGCAAAAUACGAGAACAUCCAAGUAUUGUUCCCUGCGUAGUAGUUCCCUUAAGAGGAUUAAACAUUUAGUUCCAUGUUAUGGUUCUCAUUAAAAAUAUUUUUAUAGCACCUUUUUUGGAACUAUAUUCCCACUUCAAGGUGUUUUUAACGUUUGGAAACAGCAUAAGCCAUUUGGAAUCACGAUUGGUGGUUUUAGGCUAAAGUUGGAUUUAGGCUAAAAUACUAAGAAUACGGCACUCUUUACGAUACGUAAAUUAGCUCUCAGCUGGUUCCCAAACUGUUUUUAACAAUGAUAGGGCACUCCUGGGAGAGGCGUUCCAAGGUCCUUUAAGGACACUAUUGAAUUUGGAUAGUUAAGGUAUGGUUGGUUGUUGCUUUUGUUUCAUUAUACAAUCAUGACUUUUAUAGUCACAUGUUGUACAUAUUAAAUAGUCAAGUUGUAUUCAGACUUGUAAAUAUAACUAUUUCAAGUAAUCAUAAAAAACUCAUAUAUUUGCAUGUUCUUUGUAAGCUUCCUUCAUGCUGAUUAUUGCACUGAACGAUGUAUUAUUAUGGCAUGAUAACAGUAUACAGGUAACAGCACUUUAUCUCAUUUAUAUGAACACCUUUGAGGUGCUACUUAAGUCCAAACUGAUGUAUUAUUCAUUUGUAAAGAUAAGGUACAGCAAUGAACCUUGGUUUAAAGGUAUUUUUAUAUGAAAAUGGUGUGCUGUUGGAGGAUGUGAAAAUGCUAAUUUCAAAGAGGUGGGAGUAUAGUUGUUUUAUAUGUUGGGAUGUGAAAUUUAUUUUCUAGAAUUGGGGAGAAGGAAGUUCUAUAUUUACAGAAUGUUUUAAAAAUGAAUAGUUGUCUUGAAGUUCUUGUGAGCAUCAUUAUGGUUUUGUACGAAUAGGAAGUCUUCUGGUGUCAUUCUUCAACAUUUGUUCCUGAGUGUGUAAGCGUACUUUGUACAGCUUUAUCAUUUUUAUAGGCUUUCCAUGAGUUCUGCUGUAAGUACUAUGGCUUAUUUAUUGUUCAUUGUUUUCUUUAAUAUUUGUGGAAGUCUUACUCUUUUGUUAUGUAGUUUUGUUUCUGCACAACUACUGUACUUUUCCAUAUGGAAUAAAGAAUAUUAAUAGAA